Molecule: messenger RNA, 1623 nt
Organism: Drosophila mojavensis
Lineage: Eukaryota; Metazoa; Arthropoda; Insecta; Diptera; Drosophilidae
Gene: cv
Product: protein twisted gastrulation
Exons: 4
Coding region: 697-1452 (251 amino acids)
Biological process (GO): regulation of BMP signaling pathway
Source: RefSeq, a predicted model, not a curated record
GUUGAUCGCUGUGUGUGUUUUGUCUUCUGUUUCGUUUUGUUAGUGUUUGUCGUGGUGUCGUUUAUUGUUGUUGCUGUAGCUGCUGCUGCUGGUGCUGUCGCUGGUGCUGAUGUUGCCGCCGCUUGCUGUUGUUGUUACGCGCUGUGACUGACUUAUUCAAUGAUUUAGUAAAAUAUUCAUAGCUCAUUCCAAAACUUGUUCUUGUGCCUUGUGCUGCAAAUACGACAAAAAAUAACGCGCUACAAAAUCCAAUUUCUAUGUAUCUAUCAAAUAGAAAAUAUAUAUAUUUAUAAAUAAGUAAUAAAUGCAUAUAUAUUCGUAAUGUUCUCUAUGUGUAGCAAUAGUUAACAAUUGUUUGUGUUGUGUUGUUUUUAUUUAUAUUCUGUGUACAUACAUAAAUAUUUUUUUAUUGUUAUUUGCUGCAAUUGAUUUGCAAGCCAGCUAUUAUUCAGUCAGUUGAGAUUGACUCUCGAUCAAUCAAUUAAAGUCUUUCAAACUAUCGGCUUGUGUCGCUUGCGUAUUCCGUCCAUAUCUCUCUCUGUUGCUCGUUCUGUUUGUGUUACUCGUGUGCAAUUCAAAUACACCGCCAAGCCACCCACCCGACGAAAACAGUGUGUGGGGGCCCUUAUUAUCAUAAACAAAACUAAAGGAAAUCAUUUGUAUUUGCAAUAUUAUAUAUUAAACAUAUAUAUCACAAUGGAGGUGUGGCGCUUGCUAACGGUUGGCGCAUUUCUAGCAUUGGGAUUUGCAUGCUUCUAUGGCGUGGUGGAGUCGUGCAACGAAGUCGUCUGCGCCUCUAUAGUGUCCAAGUGCAUGUUGACGCAGAGUUGCAAGUGCGAGCUUAAGAACUGCUCCUGCUGCAAGGAGUGCCUCAAAUGCUUAGGCAUCAAGUACUAUGAGGAGUGCUGCAGUUGUGUGGAACUGUGUCCCAAGCCAAAUGAAACGCGAAAUGCGCUGUCCAAAAAAUCACACGUUGAGGAUUUUGAAGGCGUUCCAGAACUAUUCGAUGUGCUGGCCAAUGAAAGUGAAAGUGAAUACUGGGAUGUCUUCACAUUCCAAGUAGAUUGGUCUAGGGGUAAACCAAAACUGGAUAAAGAUGAGAAAUACUAUUUAAAAUAUAAUGACAAAAAUCUGGAAGAGGCUCAUGAGGAACGUGACAAUACGAAAACAGUCAAUUGUACGGUUAUAUAUUUAGAUCAGUGCGUAUCGUUAAAUAAAUGCCGUCAGUUCUGUCAAACAAUGGGUGCCAGCAGUUGUAGAUGGUUCCAUGAUAGCUGCUGUGAAUGUGUAGGCUCUACGUGCAUUAACUAUGGUGUUAAUGAGAGUCGUUGUCGACAAUGUCCAGAGACGAAGGAAUUGGGCGAUGAUUUUGAUGACGAAAUCGACGAGGAAAUGCAGGACUUUGGCGAUAGCAUGGGUCCAUUUGAUGGCUCAGUGAAUAGUAAUUAUUGAUAAUAACAGUGAACAAAUUUAAAGGAUCAAAAACACUUAACAAAUUAGCUACUCGAUUCAGUGACAUUAUUAUUGUGUAGUACGAAGUAAUUUUGUAUAGCAUUAUUAUUAUUAUGAAUUUUUUUUUAUAUGCAUAUAUGAAUAAAAAGAAAAAUUUAUAUGUAUACAAUA